Anopheles marshallii is the source of this 1641-nucleotide messenger RNA. RefSeq names its product T-complex protein 1 subunit theta (gene CCT8). Gene Ontology annotation, cellular component: chaperonin-containing T-complex. The record is from RefSeq and is a predicted model, not a curated record. Gene Ontology annotation, molecular function: ATP hydrolysis activity; ATP binding; ATP-dependent protein folding chaperone. The transcript has 2 exons. The coding region runs from base 1 to 1641 and encodes 546 amino acids. Gene Ontology annotation, biological process: protein folding. Lineage: Eukaryota; Metazoa; Arthropoda; Insecta; Diptera; Culicidae.
AUGGCUCUACAUGUACCAAAAGCCCCCGGUUUUGCGUCGAUGCUGAAGGAAGGAGCACGGGCAUAUUCCGGUCUCGAGGAAGCGGUGUAUCGCAACAUUAACGCCUGCAAAGAGUUCGCCAACUCGGUUCGCUCGGCAUAUGGGCCAAAUGGCAUGAACAAGAUGAUCAUCAACCACAUCGAGAAACAGUUUGUCACAUCCGAUGCCGGUACCAUUAUGCGCGAGCUGGAUGUCGAACAUCCGGCCGCGAAGUUGAUGAUCGAAGCGAGCCAAAUGCAGGAAGCGGAAGCCGGUGACGGUACCAACUUUGUGGUCGUGUUCUGUGGCGCUUUGCUCGAGGAGGCGGAGGAGUUGCUGCGUUUGGGUGUAACUAGCAGCGACAUCACCGAGGGUUACGAGAAGGCACUACAGAAGACACUGGACAUACUGCCCACGCUCACCUGUCACGAGAUUAAGGACUACCGUAGCUUGCUACCAGUGCGUAACGCAAUCCGUGCGACGGUAAUGUCAAAGCAGCUCGGCAACGAGGACUUCCUAGCGGAUCUUAUCGCAAAGGCAUGCAUUUCGAUCAUGCCCGAAAACACAACGUUCAAUGUGGAUAAUAUCCGUGUGUGCAAGAUUCUUGGCAGUGGACUGCAGAUGUCGGAAGUUAUACCGGGUAUGGUUUUCAAGCGGUUCGUCGAGGGUGAGGUAACAUCUGCAACGAAGGCCAAGAUCGCGCUGUACUCUUGUCCUGUGGAUAUUAUCCAGACGGAAACCAAGGGUACGGUUUUGAUCAAAUCGGCUGAAGAGCUCAAAACUUUCAGUCAGGGCGAGGAGAACUUGCUGGAGGCACAGAUUAAGGCGAUCGUGGACACGGGUGCGACAGUGAUCGUAGCCGGCGCCAAAUUCGGUGAUAUGGCUUUGCACUACAUGAACAAGUACGGUCUGAUGGCGGUCCGAUUGAAUUCCAAAUUCGAUCUGCGUCGUCUCAGCAAGGCAGUGAAUGGUACGGUUUUGCCCCGUCUGACUCCUCCGAGCACGGAAGAGCUGGGCUACUGCGAUAACGUGUACGUGCAUGAGUUGGGCGACACCUCGGUCACGAUCUUCAAAUCAGACGGCACGGAAAGCCGUAUUGCGACGGUGGUUAUUCGCGGUUCCACCGACAAUUACAUGGAUGAUAUUGAGCGUGUCAUCGAUGACGGUGUAAACACGUUCAAGGGAUUGACCCGUGAUGCCCGUUUUCUUCCCGGUGCUGGUGCGGUAGAGAUUGAGCUGGCGCAACAGUUGUCCGAGUUCGCCGAUACGCUGCCCGGAUUGGAACAGUACGCCGUGCGUAAGUUCGCUAAGGCACUUGAAUUUUUCCCGAAGGCACUCGCCGAAAACAGUGGCGUCAAUGCAACGGAAGUAGUACACCAGCUUUAUCUGGCACACAAGCAGGGCAAGAAGACGGAAGGCUUCGAUAUCGAAUCGGAACAACCGGCCACUGUCGAUGUCACCACGAAGAACAUUUUCGACUUGUACACCACGAAGUAUUGGGGAUUGAAGUACGCCGUCGGUGCGGCCUGUACGAUUCUGAAGGUGGACGAAAUCAUCAUGGCAAAGCGGGCCGGUGGUCCAAAACCGCGAGCCGGCGGUCCCGGAAGCGAUGAUGAAUCGUAA